CGCAGCAGGGAUGAUACCUCAACAUCCAUCCAACCUGCCGCUGCUAGCAGGUUGGUAGCUAACCGGAGAGUUCAGGGCGGCGCGGCUUCAUCAUGAGGACGUCCCUCCCUCGUUAACCGGCACCGAGGACUCCCACGGCUCCCCACCCAGCUGGACUCAUCGCCCCACCGCGGAAAGCGAGAUGACGACCCGGUCGGAGAGAGAAAAAGCCCAGAAACUGAACGAGCAGCAUCAGGCCAUUCUUACCAAACUGCUGCGAGAAGAGGACAACAAGUACUGUGCAGACUGUGAGGCUAAAGGGCCUCGAUGGGCGUCAUGGAACCUCGGGGUGUUCAUGUGCAUCCGCUGCGCCGGGAUCCACCGCAACCUGGGCGUCCACAUCUCCAGAGUCAAAUCAGUCAACUUGGACCAGUGGACACCUGAGCAGAUCCAGAGUAUGGUGGACAUGGGGAACACCAGAGCCCGCCAGCUGUAUGAAGCCCACCUACCAGAGGGCUUCAAGAGGCCACAGACUGACCAAGCCGUGGAAGUUUUCAUCCGGGACAAAUACGAGAGGAAGAAGUACUACGACCAGGAAGCCUUGGCCGCAGCCUCACAGAAAGCUGAAGCAGCUGCUCCCUCCACCUCGCCUUCCUCCCAGGCUGACAAGACCAGAUCAGAGAAAGAACGUGACAAGAAGAAAGAGGAGAAGAAGAAAGAAAAGGAUGCUGACAAAAUGGAAAGACACAGCAACUCUAAGCAGUUGGAGUGCAGAUCCAGCCCCAAGAAAAGCACAGAACCGGCAGUGGACUUGUUGAGGCUCGAUGCUCCAGAGGGAGAAGGGAAAGGCUCUGAUCACACGGUUCCCGGCGGGAAUGAGCUGGAUCUGUUCGGACCGAUGGUGUCCAACCCGCUUCCCCCCAACAACACAAAGCAUGAUCAGUCAGGUUCCAGUGCAGCUCCUCCACAGGGGGAACCCCCCACUUCCUCCUCCUCUUCCUCCACCUCCUCUUCCUCGACUGCCACAAAGGUGGAGGAGAAGAAGCUUUUAUCUAAGGACUCCAUCCUGUCUCUGUAUGGCAGCAGCUCAGUGGGCAGUCAGCCACAGAGCCAGCCACAGCCGGCUGCUGCAGGACCAGUGGGAUCGUACCUGGGCCAGCCUCAGAUACAGUUCAACCCACCAGGUUUCCCUCCAGCGAUGGGAGGAAACGUCCCAACCACGGCCGUGAUGGGUGGCGGUUCGCCGAUGUCCGGCGUGACGCUGCCGAACGGCGGCUACCUGGCAGGGAUGCCGGCCAGCCAAGGACAGAACCUCUACAACAUGCAGCAAGGACUGCAGCAGCCGCAGCAGGGACAGUGGAACAUGAGCCAGCAAAUGUCUAGCAUGGGUUUGGGUGGCGGAGGACCAGCGGCCGCCGCGCCUACAACCGGUUGGUCCGCUUCUCCAGCGCCAGCUUCGGGUCAGACCCUCAGCACUCAGCUGUGGAAGUGACCUGGACCAAGUUCAGAGGAUGCAGUGGGAGGCGGGGUGGCACCAGACUGAUUUACUCUCCUGUAUGCACAACAUUGCUAUAACUACUAAUAAUAAUUUAACAACUUAAAAAAAAAUAUGAAGAAAGAUCGCAGCUGUGUGUUCACCGUCUUUCCAAAUGUUCCUCCUUUGAUCCGUCCUUUGUUGUUGUUGUCUGAAAAAAGACAAAACAGACUAACAGGCAGGAAGCUGCUAACGCUAACGUAAGCCUUUAUCAUUACAGAAACGUAGAGUUAGUGAAUCGUGGUUCAGUACCUACAGUAGAUAUGGAUAUCUUGUUGUUGGUCUAUGCUUCCCGCCUCACUCUGUAAUGUACAUUGAACUCUUCUCUCUUCCACUGACUCCCUCUAUUGAGCCAACAGAAGCACACAGCAGAUACUUGUCUGAGCAGUUCUGCAUUUCUAUGAAAAACAAUACGAAACUCCUGCAUUUUCAAAGAAGAGGGAAAAAAGUCUCAGCUUUCUGGGCUUUUCUGUGAGAUUCUGCUGCAGGUUUAUAUUUUAAAUGUCAUUUUCCACAUAUAGCUGCAGAUUUUAACAAUUUCCCUUGUAAUAUAAUUUAAAUAAAGCAUUUAAGUGAAGCAAUAUUACAAUCACAGCAGGUUCUGUUUGAUUAUUUAGUGAGCAAAUCCCCUUGUGCCCAAAUAUAUCAGUGAACAUAAGAGCUACUCAGCAGUUCUUUCAUAUUGACUUUGAUUUUCACUUCAAGAACAAAAUAAAACAUUUGCACUUCUUGGAGCUCCUUGCAGCCAUAAAGGAAAGAAAGUUUCCACAAUUUAAGAUUUAAGAAGGGAAGUAGCAUCUCGGUGCUGCUAAUGAAAACAUGCUUAUAGGUGACCUAUUAUGCUGUAGGUUUAUGGGCGACACAAAACACAUUCCUUACAUCUUUUGCACAAAAUCACUCUUAGUUAAUGAGAUUUUAGUCUAAUCAGUUGUGUCUGUGAGCUGUUUUAGGGCAUCUUAUCUCUUUAAAUUUAAAUAAGCUGAAACUGAAAUGGCUGCAAACAGAUUCGCAGUUAUACAACCAUACAGCUUUAUGCAUCUUUGUGCAAAGAUAAACUUUUGUAUCUUUGAACAUCUUUGAUUAUGCAAAUAAGGAUUCUUCAUAAAACACACAAAAAAUUAAUGUAAUGCCAAAAAACCGGCUAUGUGUUUUAAAUAGUUUUAGAACCAAAUGGAAAUACAAAAACAUUGAAAACGUGAAUUUUGUAAUGUGUCGCCUUUAACUUUCAUGACAGACCAGUAGGAAAGGGACAAAUAGUUUAGAGCGUAACCUCUCGCAGAUCUGGUUCAGUUCUCUCCAAACGUUUAUUUCAAAGCCUCUGAAACCGAUCACUGUUUGUUUUGACACGAUAAGGAGACAAAUGAGCUUUUAAUCCGUCCCAGGAGACAGCAGGGUCUUUAGCAGGGUCUUUAGCAGGGUCUUUAGCAGGGUCGUAAGCCGUGAGAGAGGUGUGUACUCUCAUCUGGUGCUUUAACACCUCAAAAUGUAGAUGUUACAUUUUAACUGCUGAGCCGUCCCCGGUUCCUCUAGGUGUUUCAGGUUACUUCAUCUGUGAUUUUCCAAAAGAAGAAACAAAUAAAAUGAGUUUGUUGUUAAAAUGAGCCAUUUUUCUCCUCCACAAUCCUUGCGGAAAUCACAGGUGUAUCUCCAGCUGUGUUUUCCUGGUAACUCAUGUCCAGCUGAAACUUUUCUGAUAUUCAGAACCGGUGCGGCUCUUGCAGCGUUUCAUCCCCAGUAAGCGAUCUCUCUGCCAUCUUUAUUGUGGUGCUUUUUGUCGUGUGUGGUGCAAGAGAAACAGUUUGCUACAAAUAAACCUGGAUAACCAAUCAGAGGUUGAAAAGAAGGACCUGUAUGAAACUCUUGGAUGGGUCCCAUCAUUGUCUGUUUCUGCCAUGCAAUAACUGGUGCACUCUGUGUGAACAUUACAAUAAAAUUAAAGUCCUCCAGGUUUAUUUGUGGUCUGAUUAAUAUUUCUAGUGCCUAAGUGCAGAAAAUGGUGAAUUCUGUGAUUAAAAACAAUCUCUGUCUGACCUUCAACUCCACUGCUGAAUUAUUUGCUCCUUUUUUGUUCUUUCAAAUUUAAUGAGGUUCAGUUUGAAUAAAGUCUCUG
This is a messenger RNA of Poeciliopsis prolifica (blackstripe livebearer), 3623 nucleotides long. It is a transcript of the gene smap1, whose product is annotated as small ArfGAP 1. The transcript is spliced from 11 exons. Gene Ontology annotation, biological process: regulation of clathrin-dependent endocytosis. NCBI's taxonomy places the organism in Eukaryota, Metazoa, Chordata, Actinopteri, Cyprinodontiformes, Poeciliidae. Gene Ontology annotation, molecular function: metal ion binding; GTPase activator activity. The record is from RefSeq and is a predicted model, not a curated record. Bases 182 to 1471 code for a protein of 429 amino acids.